Molecule: messenger RNA, 786 nt
Organism: Fusarium pseudograminearum CS3096
Lineage: Eukaryota; Fungi; Ascomycota; Sordariomycetes; Hypocreales; Nectriaceae
Exons: 1
Coding region: 1-786 (261 amino acids)
Source: RefSeq, a predicted model, not a curated record
AUGCGAUUCAUCACUGAUUCUCGUGGCCUCGGCAACCCAGACUCGGAACCAGUCCCUCUCCAAGUUAUCGGUGCAGGUCUCCCUAGAGCUGCUACUUCAUCAAUGCAAGCGGCAUUUGAGAAACUAGGCUUUGGACCAUGUAUGCACAUGGCAGAGAUUCUUCCACAUGCAUCACGACUGCAACUCUUCAUUGAUACACUACACGAAAAGGACGGUGCGAAACGGAAGAAGAUGAUUCGGCAACUCAUCCACGGCCAUCGGUCCAUCUGCGACCUUCCUGUUUUCUACUUUACUCCUGACUUGAUGGACGAGUAUCCUGACGCCAAGGUUGUCAUCAACAUGAGACCUGACGGCAAAGUCUGGGCCAAGAGUGCCGAAGAAAGCUUCUGGUUCUUCUUCAGCCCGUGGUUCAAGUGGGUUGGUAUGCUCUGGACUAAUGAUCGCUUGUGGUACAAGCUCAAUAUGGUGACGAUGGCAAAGUGCAAGGAGGACUACGGCACGGCAGAUAUCUUCAGCGCCGAGUGUUAUGAUACGUAUUAUCGACAGUUGCUUAUUGAAGCAAAGAAGCGAAACCGAGAAGUUCUCAUUUUCAAGGCUGAGGACGGCUGGGAACCUCUGUGCAAGUUCUUGGGUAAAGAGGUUCCGAAUGAGCCCUUUCCACGUUUGAAUGAGAAGAAGACCUUUCAAAUCGUCAAGAGGAUAUUCAUCGCCAAGGGACUGUUGUCUUGGGCGGCUCUGUUUGGUGCGACUUGGGGCGUAUGGAAGGUUGCUUAUCAUUACCUGUGA